CUAUACAGAGAUGCUGAAUGAGAAACCAAUGAUGAUGAAGAUAUCAGGAAGAGUCACUUGUUGCUGUGUAGCUCUGCUCCUCGCCCUGACCUCUGUGUCAGCUGUACAGAGAGAGCUGAAUUCAAUCAAUGAUUUGAAGAAAAUCAACUUCGGCCAAUCUGUGCCCAAGCACAGUCUUCUGCUGCUCCACUGGUUUGCCAACACAGUUACCAUUGAUGAGAACAAUGUAAUAAAUCUGACCUUUGACCCAAACAGUAGAGCUUAUGGCUCACAUCAUUAUGGCAACGGUGAGAGGCUGCUGGACCCACUGCCUUGGAGAAGUCAUUACAGGUACUACACUAUUGGUAAUCUCGCUCAGGAAACAUUAAAUCCACUUCCACGUUAUGUAGCGCGUCCACGAAGAGAUUUUGCAGGAGAGAACAGGGACAGGAUCAUAGUUCGUGUCAGGGAGGAAAACACAGGAAGGCAAACUUUCUGGUGGGUAGACCACGUGUAUAUCACACAGCAUUUUCAUUAUCAGGGGGAAUAUGAUCCAGCUCAUACCUACAGCAUCACCACUAACCUCCUGAGAGAGAUCAGAGAGUUUUCUGUGGGACCAAACCAACAGCCACUGUCGUAUCUCAGAAACCGCUUUGGAAGCAGCGCUGAUGAUGUCCACAUUGAAAACGCAUGGGAUCAGCUUGCUUGCCUUGGACUGCUGUUGUAUAUUGUGCUUGAGGAAAGGUCCCCCUUUACCCCACAAUCCAACCGCCCAACGUAUGUCAGAAACAGCGCCUUAUACAUACAAAAUGAUUGGUUUACAGCUUUUGCGAACUGCUGCAUGAUCUUUGUUGUUCUUUUAAUUUGUCAUUAUAUUAUGUCCAUAUAAUGUGUUUAAGCAUAAUGCUUCUCACAAAGUCAGCAGGAUUCAAAAGUUGAUUGGGAAGAAGGAAACACGCGUGAACAAUGUCCAGGGGUUCUUCUGUUUUAUGCUUUGUUUUAAAAAUUCUAAUCUGUAUUAUAUAACUUUUUUUGUGAAUGGUGUUAGUUUACAUUUGAGAUAAAGGCUUUGUAUGACAUGCUUAGAUGACAGGUCAAAUACUAUAAAUCCUCGAUCUUUUGAGCUUCAAAGUUACAUUUAUAAAAAAUGACAGGUUCUGAAUAACAGUAGGGCUUCUUCUUCUUUUUGAAAUGUGCAUAUUAGCUUUUGUUGUUUUUUUAAUAAUGCACUGCUUUGCUGCAGGCAUGAAGCUGCAGGCUUCAGUUUUGCUCCAGCAUGUAUAAUUUAAUAGCUAUGACUCACU
Molecule: messenger RNA, 1283 nt
Organism: Notothenia coriiceps (black rockcod)
Lineage: Eukaryota; Metazoa; Chordata; Actinopteri; Perciformes; Nototheniidae
Exons: 2
Coding region: 11-868 (285 amino acids)
Source: RefSeq, a predicted model, not a curated record